Austrofundulus limnaeus is the source of this 661-nucleotide messenger RNA. Its product is annotated as glycerol-3-phosphate acyltransferase 3. Gene Ontology annotation, biological process: triglyceride biosynthetic process. Gene Ontology annotation, cellular component: endoplasmic reticulum. Gene Ontology annotation, molecular function: glycerol-3-phosphate O-acyltransferase activity. NCBI's taxonomy places the organism in Eukaryota, Metazoa, Chordata, Actinopteri, Cyprinodontiformes, Rivulidae. The record is from RefSeq and is a predicted model, not a curated record.
GAGGGGGAGGAUGCAGUCCACUUUGCCAACAGAGUAAAAUCAGCCAUAGCUCAUCAGGGAGGGCUGGUGGAUCUACAGUGGGAUGGAGGCCUGAAGAGAGCGAAGGUGAAGGAGACGUUUAAGGAGCAGCAGCAGAAGAAGUACAGCAGCAUGGUGGUCGGAGACGACAGCAACAGUGACAGCUCUUUCUCCAGUUGAACCAAUGGACCUUCUGUCGUGUUUCUYAAGAACAUUAUGGAACAAAAAGAGCACUACACUCCAGAGGUUUCACCUCAACUGAACCCAAUGCAGUAACCAAAUGGACUCGUGUGUCUCACUGGGAAAGAGGAAGCAAGCUCAAGUGCAAUAUUGAACUUUACUUUUUUUUCUUUUUUUCUGCUUAGGAUAUUGAUUGUUGCGACUAAAUAAUAAUGAAAAAAUUAAUUGGAUGAAAUCUGUGAUUAAAGACAAACAACUGGUUAAAACCAACGAAAAGCAUCUUCUAUUUGUUGUUUGUUUCUAAAUAAAUUUUAUCCAACAAAUUGCAAACCAGCUGUGAAGUUAUGCAAAGAGGAAAAACUAUUUGUUAUAUUAAAUUACACAACAUUAAACAUUUUUAUAAAAAUACUGAUGUUUAAGUGAUUUUAGCACAUUCAAUAAACUGCAACAUAAUUAACACUGA